Messenger RNA from Gekko japonicus, 390 nucleotides. Its product is annotated as histone H2A, sperm-like. The transcript has a single exon. Bases 1 to 390 code for a protein of 129 amino acids. Gene Ontology annotation, cellular component: nucleosome. Gene Ontology annotation, molecular function: protein heterodimerization activity; structural constituent of chromatin; DNA binding. The record is from RefSeq and is a predicted model, not a curated record. Lineage: Eukaryota; Metazoa; Chordata; Lepidosauria; Squamata; Gekkonidae.
AUGGUUGGACGUGGAAAGAAGCCAGCAAAGGGUGUAAUUGCUUCCCGGAAAACCAAGUCUGCCAGGGCCGAUCUGCAAUUCCCAGUGGGCCGCAUUGAGCGAUUCCUGAGACGGGGUCUGUAUGCUAGAAGAAUAGGUAGCGGCGCUGCUGUGUUCCUGGCAGCCGUGUUGGAAUAUCUGACUGCUGAGGUACUGGACCUCGCAGGAGACGCUGCUUGGAAAGACAAGAAACAGAGAAUUGGGCCACGACACAUCUUCCUGGCUGUGAAGAAUGAUACUGACAUUUGCAAUUUGUUUGAAGGGGUGACCAUUUCUGAGGGAGGUGUUUUGCCCAACAUCCUUCCCCAACUUGUUCCUAAGAAAACUCUUCUAGGUGGACCCAGUACAUGA